Molecule: messenger RNA, 663 nt
Organism: Fusarium redolens
Lineage: Eukaryota; Fungi; Ascomycota; Sordariomycetes; Hypocreales; Nectriaceae
Exons: 1
Coding region: 1-663 (220 amino acids)
Biological process (GO): adenylate cyclase-activating G protein-coupled receptor signaling pathway
Cellular component (GO): plasma membrane
Molecular function (GO): G protein-coupled receptor activity
Source: RefSeq, a predicted model, not a curated record
AUGACUCCGAAUGCGAUUCACCUGCAACCCAUGAGCCGCCAUGCACCAGACCCUAGCGAUCCGAGCUCGAACGGGAUCUAUUGGGUUUACAUCUCAGCUCAUAGCAACUCUGGAAACAUUGCCGAUGAAAGGGUUCCUAUUGAGCAGCAACAGACUCGAGUUAGCGUGGCGGUUCCUCAGCAACGUUCUGGUGGUAACCCAACUCGACGAUGGAACCGAGAGCUUAAUAACGCAGCUUGGCAAUAUACCAAGUGUGCUCUCUUAUUUUUCACCGCCAUCCUUAUUACAUGGGUUCCGUCAAGCGCCAACCGUGUUUACUCCGUCCUAAACACCAAGAGCACGUCUGUCCCGCUCGAGGUCAUAAGUGCCUUCAUACUCCCUCUCCAGGGCUUUUGGAAUGCGCUUAUCUAUAUGAUCACUUCAUGGAGUGCAUGCAAGAAUCUAUUCACUGACCUGCGACAGGGCCGACGUCCACAUUUAAUAGAACUUAUGGACGGCAUGGCGCCCAAUAUUAGUAGCAAUCACCAUCCUCGAAGACAUAACCUCCCCCAAUUCCAGACAAACACGACCUCGAAUAAGUUCGAGACAGAAAGUAUGACGGAAUUAGCUAACGAGAGCCGGCUAACCUCAGAUAAUGGACAGCAAGACCAUAUUGACGUAUGA